This is a messenger RNA of Ambispora gerdemannii, 1272 nucleotides long. Lineage: Eukaryota; Fungi; Glomeromycota; Glomeromycetes; Archaeosporales; Ambisporaceae. The record is from the annotation of a GenBank genome assembly.
AUGAACUUUGGACGUUCUCUCCUGUCUCUUCGAAAGUCUUUUUUUUCUCCGCGACUCCUUAAGGCAACUAAUUACUGUAAUCCUCGUAAUAACAACAAGUCUUUGCUUGUUCAUGUAUCACCAAUACAGUAUUUCCAUGUGUCAAUCUGUAACCACCAAGAGGAAAUCAGCACACCUCCUCCACCAGAAGGCUUCAUGCCGGGUGUUGCUAACUCAAAGCUGAUAAAGCACACUCACGAAGAGGCUAUAAAGAAUCCCGAGUUAGUAAAAGCUGGCAUGUCUCUGGGUGAAACGAAAAAGAUGAAUUUAUUUCAAUCGGUUAAUGAUGCCAUGAGCAUUGCAUUGACUACUGACGACAAAGCAAUAAUAUUUGGAGAGGAUGUCGCGUUUGGUGGAGUAUUUCGAUGUACACUGGGCUUAGUUGAAAUGUUUGGACAAGACCGAGUAUUUAACACGCCGUUGACAGAGCAAGGUAUUGUCGGCUUCGGUAUAGGCGUCGCCUCAGUGGGACAUACCGCUAUAGCUGAAAUACAAUUCGCAGAUUAUAUCUUUCCUGCAUUUGACCAACUUGUUAACGAAGCAGCUAAAUACAGGUAUCGCUCAGGCGGGGAAUUUAAUGCCGGCGGAUUGACAGUCAGAGCACCUUGUUCGGCCGUCGGUCAUGGUGCACAUUAUCAUUCACAGUCGCCUGAAGCUUUCUUUGCUCAUUCUCCGGGUCUGAAGGUUGUCAUACCUCGAAGUCCGAUUCAAGCAAAAGGGCUCUUAUUAGCCUCGAUUCGAGAUUGUAAUCCUGUUAUUUUCUUUGAACCAAAAAUUUUAUAUCGUGCAGCAGUCGAGCGGGUACCAAUCGGUGAUUACGAGCUCCCAAUAGGAAAAGCCGAAAUUCUCAAACCGGGAAAAGAUGUCACAGUAGUUGGCUACGGGUCACAAAUCUACAUUCUCGAAAAUGCGAUUCAAAUGGCCGAGAAAAAAAUUCCUGGACUAUCCUGUGAACUUAUCGAUUUGAGGACCAUAUUACCGUGGGAUGAAGAUCUGGUGGCGAAAUCCGUGAAUAAGACCGGCCGACUCGUUAUUGCACAUGAAGCACCGAAAACGUCGGGGUUUGGUGCUGAAAUUGCAGCUACUAUCAUGGAAAAAUGUUUUCUUCGGUUGGAGUCGCCUAUACAGAGAGUUUGUGGUUGGGACACACCAUUUCCAUUAGUCUUUGAACCAUUUUAUACACCUGAUAUGAUACGAUGUUACGACGCGAUACUUAAAGUAGUCAAGUAUUAG